Molecule: messenger RNA, 822 nt
Organism: Fusarium proliferatum ET1
Lineage: Eukaryota; Fungi; Ascomycota; Sordariomycetes; Hypocreales; Nectriaceae
Exons: 2
Coding region: 1-822 (273 amino acids)
Source: RefSeq, a predicted model, not a curated record
AUGCUUGGCCUAUUCCCCACGUGUCUUGCGGUUGUCGCGCUUGUGGGCCACGUGCAGUGUAGUUCCGACUUUAUUACACCUGAAUUAUCGAGUGCACCGUGGUCAGAGAAUCAAGUGUACGGAAUUAACGACGAAUUGGAAAUAAAAUGGAAGACCGAUCAUAAAGGCUGCAAUCUCUUCCUAUGGCAGGAUUAUCCGAAAUUGGCGGUUGAAUGGUACAGCAGAUUGUUAGAAAACACGACUGAAACUUCCCAUGUUUGGAACGCAAGUUCGAGCGGUUUCUCUCCAGAGUCCGAAGACACUGUCUUUCACUUUGCGCUAUACUCUUCGGACAAGGAUAUCCCGCUCGCAAAUUCCGGCUCGUUCAAUAUCUCGGGAACAAAUUCUGAAAAGCUCAAAGCAACAUCGGCAUCAAAUUCAACACCAGCUUCUACAGCGUCUCAAGCAUCAGAAACCUCGACGAGUUCCACAGAGACGACACACCAUUCAGUGACAAAGUCAGAGAACAAUACUGGUUUAUCAACAGCAGCAUUGGUCGGAAUUUCAGUCGGUGUCACAGUAGCGGGGCUUUUGAUUUCCGGAGGUGUAGGCUUAUGCCUAUGGAGACGCUUCACGCGUAGACGAACGACGGAGAGAGUGGAUAGCAUGGAAAAGUCCGAUUUUGAAAAGUCUGAGCUGGGGAAUACCCAAAUAUUACAGAUAGGAAGUUCAGAGCUUGAUGGCACGAGAGAUGCAGCUGAACUUUGGGAUACGCAAAAGCCUGGAGAGCUUGGGGAUGAGAACAAGGUACGGACGAUAUAUGGACUGCAUGAGGCACCAUAG